AUGAGUCUAUGUAAGCAAACUCCCAGUGACUUCCUAAAGCAAAUCAUAGGAAGACCAGUUGUGGUAAAGUUAAUUCUGGAGUUGAUUACAGAGGGUGUCCUGGCUUGCCUGGAUGGCUACAUGAAUAUAGCUCUGGAACAAACAGAAGAAUACAUAAACGGACAGCUAAAGAAUAAGUAUGGGGAUGCAUUUAUUCCAGAAAACAAUGUGUUAUAUAUAAGUACACAGAAGAAAAGAAUGUGA
Messenger RNA from Dromiciops gliroides (monito del monte), 243 nucleotides. RefSeq names its product U6 snRNA-associated Sm-like protein LSm6. Gene Ontology annotation, molecular function: RNA binding. Lineage: Eukaryota; Metazoa; Chordata; Mammalia; Microbiotheria; Microbiotheriidae. The record is from RefSeq and is a predicted model, not a curated record. The transcript has a single exon. Bases 1 to 243 code for a protein of 80 amino acids. Gene Ontology annotation, biological process: mRNA splicing, via spliceosome; maturation of SSU-rRNA. Gene Ontology annotation, cellular component: sno(s)RNA-containing ribonucleoprotein complex; U6 snRNP; U4/U6 x U5 tri-snRNP complex.